AUGACAUCAGUAAAUAAAGUUGAUCGAGCAAUUUUAUUUUCUCAAUGUCAAUUUUUUAUUGAUUAUCGUUCAAGUCAAAAUGGUUGUGAUCGAUCUCUUCGUUUAGGAAAUGAAUUAGAAAAAAAAUAUGGUGCUAAUAUUGUUGAACAACCACAAGUUUCUUCUACAACACAUAUUAUUUUUAAAAAUGGAAAUUUAGAAACAAAAUUAUUUGCAAAAAAAUAUAAUAUACCAUUGGUUGAUCCUAUGUGGUUAGAACAUUCUAUUAAAAAAAGAAGAUUAAUUAAAAUUGAUAAAUAUCAAGUUCAGAAUGAUGAAAAUCAACAACCAGCAGAAGAACUUGCAUUCGAACAAUUAGCAAUAUCAAAUAAAGAUCUAAUUACACCAUCUACACCUAAAAAUAAGAUAGAUCAAUCACAAGAUGUAAAUAUUGAUUCAGGAAAACGAAAUAAAAAAGUUCUUUAUACACCAAUUCGUGGUCAAUUUGAUCAAGGAAAUCCACAUGAAUAUUUUGAUCAUCAAAAACGAAUAAUAACACUUGAAAAUUUAGGAAUGAAUUUGCCAGAUGAUAAUCAUAUAUUAAUUCAUCGAUAUGGAUGUAGUGUUGCUCGUCGACAAGUUCAAGAAAAUGUUCGUCCUCAAUCUCAAUUAAAAGAUAAAUCAUCGAUUUCUUUACAAAAAGAAUUACCAACAACAAUAAGUAUUCCAUCUCAAUCUCAAUCAUCGCCUAUUAUUCAUUUCGCUAAGCCUGUUCGUCAAACUCGAAAUCCUGAAAUUCAAAUUGUUGUUUCUCCUUCAACAACAUUCGAUUUUGAUAGUCAACAACAAUUUGUUACAUUAGGUAAUCUUCCUCAAUCAACUCCAAUAUUACGUCCAACAUUACCAUUAAAUAAUAUUGAUAAUAAUCAACCAAAGGAAAUUUUUAUUGAAAAAAAUCUACAAGAAAAACAAUUUAUAACACCAUUAAAAACAAUUGAUUAUUCAUCAUUUACAAAAAUAACACCUUUUAAUCAAAUAAAUACUAAAACAAAAUCAAGAAUUAGAUUUGAAAUAUGUCAUAAUGAUGAAGAUGAUGAUAGAGAUUUAAUAUUACCAAAUGUUAAAGAAAUAAUUCGUGAACUUGAAAUAUCAACAAAUAAUGAUCAAAUUAUUCCACGACCACCACCACUUGUUGCAUUAUCACAAGUUAUUCGAACUAAACAUCCUGAACAAUUAAUUGAUACAAAAUUAUAUAAUCAAUUACCAUCUAUUAAAGAUUUACCAAAUUCACCAGCAAAUUAUUCAUUUGUUUUUUAUGGAUUUACAUCAAUACAAUUAGAAGAAGCUAAACGAUUAACACGUCGUAUGGGUGAUUGUUUUUCAUUUGAAAAAAUUGAUAUGACAAUUACACAUGUUAUUUUACCUGAUGAUGAUCCUCAAAUUGAAUUAACACUUGAUCUUCUUCUUGCAUUAAUUUAUGGAUGUCGAUUAGUAACAUUUGAAUGGUUAAAAUCUUCAUCACGUAUUGGUGAAUGGUUAAAUGUUAAUAAAUUUGAACCGAAACGAUUUUUUCAAACAUAUCCAUCAUUAAGCAUAUAUCGUAAAUUUCGACAACAACAGAAACCAAUUCAUUUAUUUAAUCAAUGUGGUCUUAUUUAUUUAACAUCAAUAGCUAAACAACGAUCAUUAUUACUUAAAUUGAUAACAUUAUUAGGUGGAAAUAUUACAGUUAGUCGUAAUCUGGCUAAAAUUGUUGUUGGACAGUCAUCUAAAUCACUUUCAAUUAUUAUUCAUCCGCAAGUUACUGAACAAUGGGUUAUUGAUUCAAUUAAAUCAGGACAAUGUCUUCCAACAGAUGAUUAUCUUAUUGAAAACAAUACUGAAUAA
This is a messenger RNA of Rotaria sp. Silwood1, 1866 nucleotides long. The record is from the annotation of a GenBank genome assembly. Lineage: Eukaryota; Metazoa; Rotifera; Eurotatoria; Philodinida; Philodinidae.